GCCGCCAGCUGACAGUCGGUAGUCGCAGCUGAUAGAGGAAACAUCGCACGUCACUCGUCGUCGUCACUUCCUUUGUUUGUGCCGGUCGCGAGGAUUAACAUUUUAUUGUUUUAAUAUGCAUUUCGCGUUGAACCACGUCACCUACGGUUCUAUCAGUGCGUUUGUGAAAUUCGAUUCCGCGAGUGGAACUUUUUUAAACCGUUUGUGUUUCGGUGUUCAGUAGACUUUUCGUUUAGUGUUUGUGGACUUAAGUGUGUAACGGACUGUAGAAUGUCGACAGGUAAACGUCUCGCUAAAAGAUCCAUUAUCGGGACCAGAGUGGUCGCACCUAGAGAGGACGGGCUGCUUCAUUCAGCGGUCAUCCACGCGGUCAAGAGUACCAAGGAGGAAGGAGAGGCCAGGUACUCGGUGCGGUUUGACGAUACUCGCGCCAUCGCUGUGUUGUUGGACUCGGAACUGAUCGGUCCGGGGUUUCAGAGUGUUGGUUCGGUGGUGCUCAAGCCAGGACAAAGGGUGUACCUCACCUUCAACGGACGAGAGGUCACUGGGGAGGUGAAACAACACGAUACGGACGUGGAUGAGGUGGACGUUGUCAUCUGCCCUCCUGGACACGAGGGCGGCCUAGACCUCCGCAAGCGCCUAGAGGAGGUUCGCCUCCUGGAGUCCCGCAAGUCUGCACGACUGAUGGACCAAGACACAGACUUCGCCCGCCUGGCAGACAUGGCUGGGGACCGCAAGAGGACAUCUUCCCACGUCAUCGACGUUCCCUCCGUCCACGGAUCUCGCAAGAGAAGGCCCAGCUACAGUCAAGAUGACAGUAAAGAUGGAGACCUCAUGAACGAGUGUACAGCAGCCUUGGUAUUGAUGCGGCUCUCCUGUAGCCCUCACUCGCCCAGCUUUAACGGUGUUGCGUGGCCGGAGCCUGCGUCGCCUAGUCCUUCCCUGACAGACUCCUGGAGAAGCAACACCCCCUCCCCUCCCCUCAGUGAAGGAGGAUACGCGCCAUCUUGUGUUGACGAAGGCUUCAUCGACGAGGAGUUCGAAGACAUCCCAAAGAAGAAAAAGGCAAACCGCAUAGUGUUCCAGUGUACGUGGCCGGGCUGUCUUGUCAUUACUACAACCUGUGCUGCCAUCGAGGCCCAUGUGCGCGCCACUCACCUCGGGCCCAAAGACAGAGAUGAAGGCAGUGAGAUGGAAGACGAUCAUGAGGAAGAGUUCUACUACACGGAGGUUGAACUGGGACUGCAUACCUCCAGUCCUCCUACCCUUUCUCAUAGAGAUAUGGCACGGCCACCACACGAAGAUCCUGAGUACCAACGCAGCCUCAGCCAACAUAACUAUGCUUCAAGUCGAGCCAUCAACAUCCCCCACCACUCCACCCACUGGGCCAUGUCAGCCGCUACCUCACCUAACUCGCCCCAGAAGCACAUGAAGCUGAGUGUGUCUGCGCCAAGUGGCAAGCUGCCAGGCAGUCCCACACGCAAGGUACGCGGAGAGACCAAGAAGUGCCGCAAAGUCUACGGCAUGGAGCACCGCGAGCUGUGGUGCACUCAGUGCAAAUGGAAGAAGGCGUGCAGUCGGUUUGGCGACUAGACGGCGCGCAACGGUCACACGACCGUGAACAAACGAUAACAGAGAUCAGGACCGAAGAAUGAGACGACCAAAUUUAUUUGUGGAAAUUGAGGAUUCGAUUGGCAGUAUUUAUCAUGAUUGCUGGUGCCUGCUCGAGCGUAGACUUAGAUAGUCUCGGUGAAGAGUCGAGAGUCACGUACGAAAUUCUUCCUGAUCUCAGAAUGGCUGUGGUCACGGUCGUUUAUUGAAUGAAUCAGGCCUAAUGUGGAUCAUUGGAAAUUAUUGAAUGAUUUAAAUUUGACAAAGUUUACAAAAUUGUCAAACGUUUCAAACGAGAAAGCAACAAAUGUAGUGUUGAUAUAUCUAUACGAGUAAGAUUACGUGUAAGUAGUGUUAUUUACUGAAGGUAUGCUAUUUAUCUGCAUUGAUGUAAAUAAAUGUGAAGAUUUGGAAAUAUAAGUGGGCCCAGUUUAUAAAGCGAAAAAAUUAAAGUAAUUUACAUGGUAUUUUUGAUUGGAUAGGAAUUGAAAAUUGAAAGUUAAACACAAGAUUUGUCUGUUUGGAUUCAAUCCACCAACGUAAAUCAUUCCAAAUAUUUUCCCCUUAGAUCCACAAUUUUGGACUUGAAAGCUAGUAGACAAACGGGCUGACAUUGGUUGGUUGAAAAAAUGUGAUAAAUGUGAAGUUCUGUUGACAAUCUUAACUUGAUUGUAAAUCAGACAGGUUUUGUAAAGACAUUACUCUUGGAGGAGGUAAAAAGUGAGAUACAUUCCAAAUGAUAAACUGGACCCACACGCCAUAACACAAUCCAACAAGGUUUUGAGUUACCUGAUGAACUGCUUGCUUUGGCUCUCAUGGUUCGGACCACCAUUCAACAGACUUUUAAUUUUUUAGUCAAUAAAUUGUCUCCUGUUUUACCAGCCAAACUUAAUAAAUUCUUUCUGAGUUUUGGAAUCCAACCUCUUCGAAUUAUUGUUCUACAUUUUUCUAAGAACCAUGAGGAGUGAACAAGCAAGGCUCUCUGAAAACGAAAGAAAUAAAACUAUUGUUUGUUUAGUUUUAAGUCAAGUAGGUUUAGACGUAUUUUAAGUCUGCUCAGAAGAAAUCCUGCAUGGUAUUGCUGUAUCUGUUUUCCAAUCGUUUGCAGAGUAUGAUUAUAGUUUUGUGUUGGCAACAUUGGUUUGCAGAGCAUGAUUAUAGUUUGUGUUGGCAACAUUGAUCUCAACAUUACCUGGUUCUGCUCACCACUACAAGUAUUAGCUUUAGACUUUGUGUUUGGGUCUGUAGGUCUGUAAACGAAUCUUGCCUUAAAACAAACCAGUGAUUAGACGACAAACAGAUGAAAAUUACUAAGUCAUAGUGUUCUAAGUUUGUACGCUGAUUUGUUAAAAUUGUGAUUAUCACAAAAAUGAUAUUUGUCCAAAUACUGAAUUUAUAUUGAAAAUUUAAUGCGAAUACUGUCGUGUAGUAAGUUUGUCUUUUUUUGUUCAAAGAUCUAUUUUAGUGAAAUAUUUGUUUAGUAUUAAAAUGCGUCUGAUAUUCCAGUCAUUUAAACUCUUCCUCCUUAUCUUCCACCUGCAUACUCGGACUACAUCUACCAACAGAUUGGCAACACGAUCUCAUCAUAAUAUAUUUUUGUAUAUAGUAAAGUUUAUAUUAUAUUUAUAUGUAGAUAGCGCCAGAGAUUUUAUUUUAUUAAGAGAGUAAGGUUGUUUUGCGAAGAGAUCAAAUCUCAGUGGGGUUCACGUUAAACCGGUUAUCACUUUUUUUGUCUAAAACGAUAUUUUCAUAAUCGAUGUAUUUUAUACAGAACAAAAAGAGCCAGAAACUGGCAUUAAAUGUUUACAAGCCUUCUAGUUUUGUAGAAUGCUAUAUUCAAAUAAGGUUAAUUCUAUUUUGCCGCAUAUUUUAUUUUCCGACCCUACAUUUGUAAUUAGACCCCGAAACUUUAUCAAUCACUAGGCUAGCUCUUAUAGCAAUACGAAAAGUAUUUUACAAAUAAUAAUUUAAGUCGCAUAUUUGGAUUGUGUUUUCGUGUUAGUCUCUGUAGUAUUUAUGUAGGUUAACACCUGAUUAUUCCUUAAGUAGACCUAAGUUAUUCUUUAUUUAGUGAAAUCCAGUUGUUGAAUUUAGCAAUAAGAUGAAAAGAAUCAGUUUAAUUAUUUUUAACAUUUAACUGUGUCGAUAUUUGUUGGCAACUGCUUCGCUACAUUGUACCGUGAAUAUGAAUAGUAACCAAAGAUUUACUUUCUAAUUUAACUCGAUGGUACUUACCCAAAACAGAAUCUUAAAGAUAAUUUUACGAGUUUGAAUUUUAUAUACUCUGAGUGAAACUGAUCUAGAUUGCCUUUUAUCAACUUAAAACACUGAUUAACUUAUACAUAAUACCUGUUACUGUAUUCUGUUCUUGACAAGUUUUAACAUUUUAUUUCCUUAUCUCUUGGCUACUUUAAGGCUGUUUCUGCUUAUUAUUAGUGAUGUAUUUAACAAUUUAUUUAUUUUUCUUUCUUAACAAUUAAUUUAGUUUGUAGAGCUUAUUUAUAAAAGGAAUAUAUUAUAUUGUACACUUGGAAAGUGCACUGAAAUAAUUCACUAAUGAACUUGGUUAUCGACUCCAUGUUAAAGCUCGUAAAGUUAGUCGCUGUGAUCCCAAUCUUGUUCAACACUGAAUUUUACUUUGUUUACGAUAAUUUAUAAGUCUUUAUCCAAAUAUACCGUAAUUUUAGAGUUUACUGUUUUAAGAUAUUACUAUAUAUAUUUGCUAUAAUAUUUAUCGUAGUUUAAUAUAGAUUAAGUUGAAAACAUAUAUCAUCAAAAUAAUAUAUUUAUAUCAGUAGAGUUUUUAUAAUUUCACUUUAUAUCAUAUAUAUGGGGUCUUUCAGCCAGCGUGUUUGCGCACGCAUCUCGCUCGGCUGCUUGGUUGUGGCUUCUGUCGCGUCCUGUCGCAAAGUGUUGUUUAUCUAUUGUUUGUUUGUCAUUAGACGUUAUUGUAACAAAGAGAAACAGCUGUGAAAAAUUCUAUUGUUGAUGUUUGACCGAGUUAUGUUAUUUACGUUAUUUGUUAUUCUUACUCAGAUCUUAUUGUUCUUGUUGUUUCCGAGUGGUAACGUUGGAGCCUGGACGUAAGUUUUUGUGUGAGACCGAAGGUGACGAACCCGUAACGCUAGUGAUGCAUAGCGCUGUUUCUCUUUGGCUGAAAACAUUUUUAUCCAUUUAUAAAUGUUGUGCGUAUUGUCGAUGUUUUAGCCCAGUGACUAAGCAAUAGUUAUCAGCACAUAGACUACUCUGUCACUUUAAUUUACCAGACAAUAUUUGUAACAUUUAUUUUUUACAGAAAAUAUGAGAAAAAUAAAAAAAUUUUACAAAUUUUCUAGUAUUUAGGUUCAUUUUAAAAUAAAACUUACCAUGUCUUUCUUAAA
Messenger RNA from Macrosteles quadrilineatus (aster leafhopper), 4991 nucleotides. RefSeq names its product zinc finger protein 395 (gene Glut4EF). Lineage: Eukaryota; Metazoa; Arthropoda; Insecta; Hemiptera; Cicadellidae. The record is from RefSeq and is a predicted model, not a curated record. Gene Ontology annotation, molecular function: DNA-binding transcription factor activity; RNA polymerase II cis-regulatory region sequence-specific DNA binding. Gene Ontology annotation, cellular component: nucleus. Gene Ontology annotation, biological process: regulation of transcription by RNA polymerase II. The transcript is spliced from 8 exons. Bases 271 to 1593 code for a protein of 440 amino acids.